AUGCAGGAUGCCGCUAAAAUAACUCGCUUUCAAGAUGUGCCUAUGCAAACAGUGAAGAGACCCUUCUUAAGGCAGUUGCUAAUCAUUAUGUUUCCAUUGAUCCUAGAGAUUCUGAUUCUCAAUUCUAUUCAAGCGGUGUCUUUAAGGGGGAGUUGUGGAACAAGCCUCGAUCAUGGUGUUACCGAUGUUGGUUCUGGGGUCAUUAUGGGAUCAAGUAUUGGUUAG
Messenger RNA from Prunus armeniaca (apricot), 225 nucleotides. The record is from the annotation of a GenBank genome assembly. NCBI's taxonomy places the organism in Eukaryota, Viridiplantae, Streptophyta, Magnoliopsida, Rosales, Rosaceae.